Aureobasidium pullulans EXF-150 is the source of this 1630-nucleotide messenger RNA. RefSeq lists its product as uncharacterized. Gene Ontology annotation, cellular component: membrane. The coding region runs from base 54 to 1505 and encodes 483 amino acids. The record is from RefSeq and is a predicted model, not a curated record. Lineage: Eukaryota; Fungi; Ascomycota; Dothideomycetes; Dothideales; Saccotheciaceae. The transcript is spliced from 4 exons.
CGCCGGUUUGUCUGUAAGAAUUGGACGUGAUUUGGAGCCUCUAGGAUUAUACUAUGUCUUCCAAGGAAAACUCACGAGAAAGACCGAGUGACAACUCGCAGCAAGAUGGCGACUCAGAGGAGAAGGGUGAAGAGGAAAAACCUAAGCCGGUCGGAAUCUUUUCACCAGAACUCAAGGAUGUGAAGAAAGAGAUUGUGAAGAAGUGGUGUUUGACUACUGUUACACUGAUGGCUGCAAUUAUGGCGGUGCUGUCUCUUUACUGGGCAUCAUUAUUCCACGUAGAGGCGAACUUGUCUGCAUUAGUUGUCUAUGUUGUAGACUUCGAUGGCCAGACUGCUCCAUACAACACGUCUGGUAUCGAGCCAAUUGUGGGACCUAUCGUACAAGGACUUGCUCGCACUCAAGUCGCAUCAGGCACACCCACUCUUGGAUGGGGUCCUCUACCUGGAUCUGCUUUCAACUAUGAUCCGCUUGCUGUACGACAAGCAGUAUACGACUGGGAUGCCUGGGCUGCUAUCAUCAUCAUGCCUAACGCAACCCAACAACUUUACAACGCGGUCCAGAAUGGCAACACAAGUUACGAUCCUAUGGGUGCAUGUCAACUUAUCUAUCAAUCCGCACGCGACGACACCUCGUGGUAUGACUUCAUGCUGCCCUUGAUCUCGCAGUUCCAGACCGAAGCAACUUCUAUGGUUGGCCAGCAAUGGGCUAGGAUGGUUCUCCAGAAUGCCACCACUGAUCAGACCCUCGCACGCAACAUUGCCAACGUACCUCAGGCUGUCUCUCCAGCAAUUGGGUUCUCCGAGUACGAUCUCAGGCCUUUCUACCCUUAUACUGCAAUUCCGGCUACGACGAUUGGUCUGAUUUACCUCAUCAUUCUGAGUUUCUUCUCCUUCGCUUUCUAUUUGCCUAUCUGGUUCAAGUUCCUCAUGCCAAAGGGACACCCGCCUCUCAGAUUCGUCGAGUUCAUUGCUAUUCGUUGGGGUGGCACUGUGCUUGCCUACCUUUUCCUCUCAUUGGCCUACUCCUUGGUUUCACUGGCAUUUCAAAUCAACUUCUCCGGAGGCAACCCGAUCACAUCGACAACUCAAGUCACAGAGAUUGAGUACGGCAAUCCGGAUGCUUACGGACACGGAACUUUCCCGGUAUACUGGAUGCUGAACUUUGUCGGCAUGUGCGCUCUCGGUCUUGCUAGUGAGAACGUGGCCAUGGUAGUUGGACAACCAUGGACAGGUCUAUGGCUCAUCUUCUGGGUCAUCACUAACGUCACCACUUCGUUCUAUGAUAUCGACAUUGAGCCCGCAUUCUUCCGAUGGGGUUAUGCAUGGCCAUUACACAACGUCGUCGAGGGAAGCAGGCAAAUUCUUUUCGGUUUGCAUUCUCGUAUUGGACUCAACUUUGGCAUCUUGUUCGCUUGGGCAGCUGUCAAUUCGGCUGUGUUCCCUCUUGCAUGUUGGUUCCUCAUGUACAAGCGCAAGCAUGAGAUCCAUGAAUACUGGGCUUAAUUGGAUCGUCAAGCCAAUUACUCAACGAUCCUGGAUCCUCUAAUUCACACUAACGAAACAAUCAUUAACUCUUAGAAGCCUACACUUAAGUAACGAUAUACACUUUGUAACAAAUUCACUCUCAC